This is a messenger RNA of Drosophila sulfurigaster albostrigata, 12546 nucleotides long. It is a transcript of the gene jeb, whose product is annotated as histone-lysine N-methyltransferase 2D. The transcript is spliced from 3 exons. Bases 2184 to 3923 code for a protein of 579 amino acids. Gene Ontology annotation, molecular function: transmembrane receptor protein tyrosine kinase activator activity; protein binding. Gene Ontology annotation, cellular component: terminal bouton. Gene Ontology annotation, biological process: positive regulation of MAPK cascade. The record is from RefSeq and is a predicted model, not a curated record. Lineage: Eukaryota; Metazoa; Arthropoda; Insecta; Diptera; Drosophilidae.
CAGUAUUAAGCGAACAAACGUAAAUGUCGUUUCGUGCUCGUUGUCCGUCGACUGAGUAAACGCACAGGAAGCAAGCAGCAGCAGCAACAGCAACAGCAGCAGCAGAGAACAGCAACAGCCAGAAGCAGCAGUAGACACAGCAGCCAGCGGCCAGGACAACUGAAAUUCGAGGCACGGGCAAAAACCAAAAGAACAACAACAACGAGUAACAUUGCCCGAAACGAAUGCACAACGAACCUCGCACGACGACCACGACCACGACUUCGAACGACACACACACACAUUCACAUACACAUACACAUACACAGUCACAUAUACACACACAUGUAGGAGUAGACCGCGACGUGUAUGACCAUCUAUAAAGUUGAAAUACGAAACGCCUUGAGGAGAGCAGCAUUAACGUCGACGUCGACGUCGCAGCUUGUGACGGCAGCAGCAGCAGCGACCGCGUCAGGCUUCCAAGCAAAAGGCAGACAAACAGGCAAAACCUGCUGAGACGAUACGACGAGUCCUUGCUCGUCGGUUCAUAUGUGCGGAACGUUGAACAGAAACACACUAGAAAAAAGUUUUCACAUCAAAUAAGACUCCACACACCAAAAAUAAAAGAUACUACAUCAACAUCAGCAACAAUAACAACAAAACAACAACAACAAAACAGCAAGCAAUCAAGUGAAAUUCGUUAAAAAAUAAUAAACAUGAAAAAUUCAAGUUUUUAAAGUGCAAACUUACUUAUUUUCCCUAUAAAAUCGCCCUUAAGAAAAUUCCAUACAAAUUUUUGAAAAUUUUUCAAAAACCAAAAGAGCAUUCAAGAAAGAAAUGUUGCAAAAUUUGUGAAACAAAUAAUAAGAAAAAGUAUUUCAAACCAAAACAAAAGUGCCGCAGCUGAGCGCUGAAAAAGUGCUAACAAGUUCCUUUAAACAAAAACAAAAAAAGUAAGAUAUACACAUAAUUAUUAACAACAACAACAAUACCAAGAAAUAUUGUUAUAACUAUAAAAUAUACAAAUUAUACACAAAUUUUCUUUUGCAUUUUUAUGAACACGGUGUGAACGCUACAAACCAAAAAAAAAAAACAAAAAGAAAUAAGAAUAAAGCAGAAAAGCGAAGCAAAUAAAAAGCAGUGAAAUAACUCAACUCUAAGUAACGUAACCCAAGUGCCGUGUUAGCUAAGCCUGGUCGUCUGGUCGUCAAUAUAACAUAUAUGGCAUAAAGCAUCCAAUUUGGCAAAGCAACGAAUAUAAAAACGGGAAGCUAUAAACACAGCAAGCCGCCGGAGAUAGAUUCUUAGACAGCCGCAAGUGACUUCCGUGCCAGCGCAAGAGAAACGCGACGUGAGACGUGAGAUAGAAACAGUUACAGUUACAGUUACGGGGACAGAGACAGAGGCAAGAGAGACAAGUGCCGACGGCGGAGAUUUCAUACUAUAAGCUGAACGAAACAUACAUAUUUAAAUCUAUGCACAUGUGUGUAGUGUGUAGCAACUAGUAGCUCCCCCUCUCUCUCUCUCGCUCUCGCUCACACUCUAUUUCUAUCUCGACGAGUGUGUGUGCGUGUGUCCCGCCUGUCCGACUGUCUAACGGUCUGCGACUCUGUCGACAAAGGCCAACAAAGUUCAACAAACAAUACGGCCUGUUACAGAGGUGGAAGUUGAGGUAGAAGCAGACACUUCAGCCUGAAAGUAGACAAUUGAUUAUUGAUUUUGUCUAAAGGCAACUUCAUACACACACACACCUACACUCACACCUACACCCACAUUCCCAGCCACAUACACACACACACACUUCUGCACUCAGCACGCAUCGAACGAGAGCUUAGCGAAGCGAACGGCGCAAAAGCAACGCGCGCGUUAACUAGAACGGUAACGGUGCAGUGCCAGUGUUGUGCAAUGACAAGCGCUACGUGCGCGCAGUGUUGAGCAGCGAGCAUGAAGACAUUGAAGACUUACAAACGCUGAAAACGGAAAAAGCACAACAAGAACUAAAAGUGAAAAUAAAAACCGAGCAACAACAGCAACGACAACAACAAGUAAUCUUUGCUUGCUCCCACUUCUGAUCGCUACAACUGUCUAACUCACUCUCUAUCUCUCACAUCUAUCGCUGUCUCAUUUCAACCCAGACUAUUUAGAGAACAGUCGCCAUCAUAAGCCGUUUAAUUGAGAAAGUGCGCCAAAGCAACAAAAAGAAAAUGUUCUUCUCGCUCGCACAGACUUUGGUCUGCGUGCUGCUCAUCAACGGCGGCCUCUAUGCGCUGCAUCUGAGCGGCAAUGGCGAGAAGCAAACAAGUCCCGGUCCCGGCUCAAAUGGCGGACAGCUAAGCGCCGCUGGUGCCUGGCAACAGCAGCAGCAACAUCAGCAGCAGCAACAACAGCAGCAGCAGCAACAACAGUUGCAGCAACAGCAACUGCAACAGCAGCAUCAACAUGCGGGCGGCGGAGCGCCACCUGGCGGCGGGCCCGGCAGCAACAAUCAUGGCCACCGAUCCGAUGCACAUCGUUCGGCUGCUGCGGCUGCCUUUGAGGCAACCACAGGCAGACUGAACAAGGAGAUUGCGGAUAUGGCGCAACUGGAACGCGAGCGCCUAAUGCUGCUCGGCCUAGCCAAGCAGACGGCCGAGAGUCCUGUGGCGCCCGCUGGUCAUCAUGGCAGACCGAUCAUUGCGGGCCGCAUACAGAUGCAGCCCAGCGAGGAUCUCGAUGUCGGCGACUAUCCGGCACUGCUGCAGCAGGCGGCGCGUGGCUUUAUGUUUGGCAGCGUGCAAAAGCAGCCGCCGCCGCCAAUGGCAGCCGAUGAGGAUUACGAGGAGCUGCGCGAGUUCGGCAGACGUCCCGUAAAGUACGAUUACGGCCGGGUGGUACAGCCGACGGAGCGUGAGCUGGAGGGCGAAGCACAGUAUGAGCCACUACAUGGCUUUGGUGACUUUGACGACUUCUCCGAGCUGGAAUCGAUUGCCGAGGAGCCGCAUGUGGGCGAGGAAGAGUUGCUGCGCGAGUUGGAUGCUUAUCAGUAUCAUGGCUUGGAGGAAGAGCCACUCGCGCUGCCCGAGAAUCCGUAUCACACUCUGGAGCAGCUGGAGCAUGCUGCGCCCGAGUCGUUGCAGCAACUGUUCGAGCAGCAGGAGCAACACGAUGCCCCACUUAAGGCCAAUUCGAAAUCCCAUGCCAAUGGCAAUUACAAUAUUCGCAUGCAGCAGAAGUGGGCCAGGAAGCGGGCGCAGGGACAGGCUGUAAAACCACAGCAGCAACAGCAACAGCAGCCAAAUCUGCAGCGCAACAUCUUUGGACAACACUUUAAGCAGCAACGCGGUAAACUGGCGCUGGCCAACUCAGAGGCCACGGCCAGCAAGCAUCUGAAGGCUACCACGCGCUCCGGAAGCUCAAGCUCAGGCAAGAUUGCUGGCAAGAUUGAUAACGGCGAUGAUAACGCCGUUGCAGGCAGUCAACAGCAAAACAAACCGACGCAUGAUAAACCAGCAUCAGCUGCAGCAACAGCUACUGAUGAUGCUCAGCAACAGCAACAGCAGCAGCAGGAGCAGAAUAAGAAGGAAUCGGAUCAACAAUUAAUGCAUCCCAAUCACAAGCGUUCCGGCAGCAGUGCUGGAGGAUCACUCGGUGGCUUCACGUCGCCACAAGUCUCCCACAGCAUCGCCAGCCAAUUAAUGCUGCGCACGCCGCGUGGCCAACGGCAAUACGAUGUACCACAAAUCGAGUGCCCCACCGCAAUGGAUGGCAUGGAGCGCUUCGCAUGCCCCACACCAGAUCUGCAGGGACGCUAUCGUUGCAUAGACGAUCAUGUGCUAUGCGAUGGCUUCAUCGAUUGUCCGGAGGGCGAGGAUGAGGACAGAAGAUCCUGCAUGUUCUACAAAACGACGAAAGCUCAUUUGGAUGUGUUAGCAGAUGCGUUAUUGCGCUGGGCGCGAGGGCGUUAAGUUUACACACAUUCACACAAAGGCAUACACACACAGACAUAACAUACACAGACAUACAUACAUACACACACACACACACACACGACAGCUAGAGAGAACCCACGUUAAACAUAAAUUACAAUUAGUUUUACGAUAUAUAUUUAAAAUUACACUUUCAAACAUAUUAAGUUUAAAUUUGUCCAACACACACAAACACAUUACACAAACACACACACAUACUGUUAAACCAACCACCCGCCUGCUCGAAACCCUAAAAAGAAAAGUAUUCAAAAAGAAGAAUUAAAUCAAAGUUGCGGCAUGAAAAAAAUGGUAAUUAUUGCCAAUUGAAUAUUACUGAAAAUGAAAGAACAACUCUAAGAGGCAGCAAAUAUAAAUAAAAGGUAUGAUUUCGAUAAUUACUACACUAUUAUUAAUUAUUGAUAUAAACAACAAAUAUUUAACAAAAACAAAAAAACAAUAAGCAGAUACUCAAUAAAAAAAAAGAAAUUACUCAAAAAAAUGGCGUUAACAUUUCGAAAGCUAUAAAGAAAAUCCAAAAAAAAAAAAGAAAAUGAAAACCAAAUAAGCAAAUGAUAUUAAAACAAAAUGUCGCAAAUUUCCCCAAAGUGUUUUUCAUUUAUUGUUUUGCGCAUUAAAUCGGGCCUAAACUAUUUUAGUAUAUAUUAAAAGCAAAACUAAGUAUUCAAGAAUAUAUUUCAAAUAUAUAUACAACAGAAUACAUAUACGUAUCUGUAUACUUAUAUAUAUAUAAAUAAAUCUAUAUAUGUAAGUAUACAGAUAUGCAUAUUUCGUGUACAUUAUUUAACUAUACGUGUAUUAAAGUUUAAAUGUUAUAGCAGCAAAACGGCAAACAAAGCAAAACAAAACAAAGCAACAACAAAAGAAAAAUAGUAAAAAUAAAUCAAAAAAUGCGUAAAAGGAGCAGAAAAAGAAAAGCGAAAGAAUGAAAGAAAAUUAUAUAUACAUAUACACAAAAAGAAAGAAUUAAAAUGAAAAAAAACACGAAAAAAAAAACAAAAUAAGGACAAAAAGAAAACAGAAGCAGAUAUUAAUUAUAUAUAGUAAAUAUAUACAUAUAACAACUAAAUAUACAAUUAAAAAUUGACAUAGGUUUUAUUGCAAUGAUAAUGCUGAUAAUAUGAAUACGAAUGCGAUUGCGAAUCCGUUUGCCACUGAAAACUGAUAUCGGAUAAAACUGAUAUUAUCAUGUUAAUGAUAAUUCUAAUGCUAACGAAAAUAAUGAUAACUAAUGAUGAUGCCGUAGGUCUAUGAUUGUAUUAAUGAUAUUUAAAAACCCAAAAACAAACAAUAUAUAUAUAUACAAAUUACAUAAAAAUAAACAACAAAAACAUUUACAAAAAAACGUGGAGAAAAAACUAAUACAAUGAAGGUAUAACAUUUACAUAACAAAAAGACUUGACUUGAUUAUACUUAUUAUGAUUGAUAGUUGAGAUUAUCAUUUAUUAAUUACAAAAAAAAAGUUUAUGCAUUUGAUUUACAACAAUAUAUAUAUAUUUGCCACUAACUCGUAUUUAUGGCAGCGACAACUUUGAUUUAAAUACCAUAAUUAUAUGUAUGUGUAUUGUGUAUAUAAAUUUGUCAAACUACAUUUGUUUUCAUCUAGUUUAAGCUAUCCUUUCAUCUGUAUGUAGAAAUCAUUUUGCCUGCGUUUUUUGUAUAGUUAUUAAUUUAAGUUUUCUAAAUAGUAUUUCGUCUCACGUUAUUAUUUUUCAUAUAUGAAACAGUUCUCAUGGAAAUGGCAGCUAUGUAGUUAAGAAAAAUUUAUUUAAAUCAAGUAUAUUUAACUAACAAUGGACUUAUAAAUAUAUAUAUAUAACGUAACAAAAACAAAAAUGAACUAAACUUAUACAAAAAUAAUAUACUUAUAAUGUUUAGUUAAAUGCCUGUAAAAAUGCUAAACAUGAAAUCGGAAACUCGAGAAGGAAGGAGAAGAAUGAACCUAUUAUAAUAAAAAUCCAUAUAAUUUACCUCAGUUCUCUUUUUGUUUCUCGAUUCUCAAUUUUUGCGUUGAAUAAUUACAGUUGAAAGCAAAUACAACCGUGGACUGUACUAAAAACAAAUUUAAUACAAGAGAUAAUAUAAUUAUUAAACGUUAAUAACUUUGAAUAGCUGAUAAAAGACAAAGAAAGAAUGACAAACAAUGAUGACAAAUUGUACAUUUUAAUAUAUUACCUAUUAUUGUUAUUAUGCAUACAGAGUUCCAACAAACAAUCAAUUAUGAAAACAAUCAACAACACAUUUUUAAACCGAAUACCCAAAUGAAAUUAAAAUGUUGAAACGGUUGUGUAUGCGGAAUGACAACUAAUGAAUAAAUAACAAAUUAAUCCAUAAUGAAAAGUGCAAAGUUAUUUUCCAACUUUUGUUAAAGUCUCUUUCUCUCUCUCUUUCUUCUUCUUCUUCUGUUUGAUAUACAUUUUAAUGCCAACUAUUAUGUAAAGAAUAAUAUACAGAAAUAUUAAUGAAAUAACAUAUGAAAUUGCGAGCAAUAAAAUUUCAUAUCUUAUACACAGUACGUAUAAAAUGCAAAUAAUUAUAAACAAUUUAUCAAAAGAUUUAUGAAUAAGUUUUCGUUUGCUGGCACACAGCUCAAAUGCUCUAAUAAUGCAAUAUACGACUAAAGAAUACCCUGUGUACCAGCAACCAUAUGGCAACGAUCUUCGUUAAAAGUAUUCCAAAAUUUAAUCGAAAUUAUUUCAUUUUCAGUAUUCAGUUUUAAUUUCAAGAUUGUAGUAAUUUGAUUUUCUAAAAAUAAAUGCAAAAUAACCCACCUUUAUAUAUAAAACAUAAUAUUAACAAAACAUAAUAAACUAAACGUUUUCUAAAACUCGACAUAAACAUUGCCGGAUUAGCAAAAUGAUAUGUAUAAAACUAUAAGCCGAAAUAAACUACAUCACAAUAUAAGUAUGUUAGCCCUGCAAACCCUUAAUAAACAAAAAAGAAAAGCUAAAUAAGAAAGUGAAACCCUUUAUCCCAUAAAAGAAAGCGCACCCAAAGAAAAAAAAAACAGAAAACCGUAAACAAAUCAAAGUAAACAAAUUGCAAAGCGACAGAAGGAAAUUUUAAUGACAUUUUUGAAUGAGAAUUGAAAUGAACGAAAUGAAAAAUAUACAUAUACAUCUAUUUUUGGCCUAUUUUUCUAUAACCAAAAAAAUACCAAAUAAAUGGAAAACAACUUUUUAAACUGCAACAAAACAAAAACUAAACUUUUAUAACACGAAAUACAGAUGAAAAACAGUAAAAACACAAAAACGAAAAAAUACAAUUCAAUUAAUUUGAUUUACGUUAAUUGUAUAUACACAUAAGUUUAUUGUUACUUUCUAUGACAUUUAUUUAUUUGCAGUCAACGAAGAUCGUUUUAGUAUUUUCUUAAUUUAGUGCAUUUCCUAUCAUUUCAUUCAUUUUCUCGGCAAAGAACAUUUUGCGUGUAAAACUUUGUAUAUAAAUAUUAUUAAUAUUAACUAACUAUCGAUUAAGUAAUCUCGGAUUUUCAUUUCAAUUGUUUGCAAUUUUGAGAUUUAAAUUGACUUUAUUUAAAUAUACACAAUAAAAUAUUUUCGAGUAAAACGUAGAAAUAUACAAAAAAAAAAAAAAAACAACAAACAAAAACAAAAGAAAGAAAAAUACGAAAAACUAGCGAAACGUAUAAACAAAAAUAUAUGAAUACAACUAAUUGUUAAAUGUUCAAACAUAGACACACUCACACACACACACAUACACAUACAAACAUAUACACACAUACGCAUAUAUACAAUAUAUAUAUAUAUAAGUAUAUAGAGAACUCUCAUACAACACGCCAGUCAAUAUGCAAGAAAAAGAAAAACAUGAGAAAAGGUAAUAAAAAGAAUAGAUAACACUACUUGUAUUUAUUUGUAUUUGUAUAUUGAAGACACAAAAGAAUCCCCGAAACAACAACAACAACAACAACAUGAGCAAGAAAACAACUUUAUACUUAAAGCAAGAAUGCAGCAAAUGUCUCAAACGCAAUUGCCAUUCGCACAAUUUAAAAAAAAAAAGAUGAAACAAGUAAUUAAUUGAAGUUCAAUUGGAAUCCUAAUUUUGAUCUCUUUGUACUUUGUAUUUGUAUUUGCUGUACAUAAGUUUUGCCUGCAUCUCAAUCUUAAACUAUCUGUCUAACUCAAUCUAUCUAUUUGUUAUAUCUAUCAUUUGUAUAAGAACAAACACAAACAAAAACAAAGAACAACAAAAUAAUGUGCGCAUUUUUGCGGUCAUUCUUUUAGUAUAAUUAUAAUUGCAUUAUAAUUUACUGUUUACUUAUUAAAUCUAUUAAUAAAUUAUAUAUACGAAUAUUAUUAUAAUACUAAAAACGACAACAACAACAAGAGGAAAACAAACCAAAAAAGAUAAAAAAAAAAAACAAAACAAAACAAACGAAACUCUACAUGAAGAUGAAGAAAACAAAUACACAACUUAAUAUACACUGAAAACAAAACCAACAAUGCAUUUCUAAUUUCAUUUUGCGACACCUUUUCCUUCCCACUACAGAUGCAAGUCUUCUGAAUCAAUAUAUAUAUAUAUGUAUUUCUGUUGAACUUUCUUUCUUUCUUUGACUUCCCCCUAAGGAAGUGAUAUUCCAGUUCGCCAGGUUUCUCCACAACAAACACUUCAACACAAAAGACAUCAGAACACAGAAUACACGGUAAGACUUUACACCUUUACAUACACCUGCAGUAAGUUCACAUCGAAUACUACAAGUAGAAGCUACACUCGUGUCAAUCUAUGCUUUAUAAUCACAAAAUUUUGCUUUCUCUCACCACAUAAAUGAUCAAAAGUUUGCUGUCAAGUUGAGCUCACUUCAGCUCUUCUCUUUCCCCAAAUUGUGAACUGUAAGUAGUUUAUGAAACAGUUGAAGUGCAAUUCAAAACUGAAAGCUUAGAUAAUUUCAUAGGCAACUUUGAAAGUAUUCAAGGAAUUCUCUGAGGCCAGGGAGUUAACCACCUUCAACACUUAACGCAAUUUCCGAGUUAGUCUGAGUUGAUGCCAAAAGGCAAUCCAGUUAUCAUUCCAACUUUUUUGUGUACUUAACUUAUUCCUCUCGCUACACAAACUUUUCAACAAUGCCCAGGCAAAAAGAAUUUUUUCAUCAAGUUUUAAUCAAAUAAAUAAGCAGCAGUAAUACAAAUAGAUUAGUGAGCAUAAAUUAAUAUAAUAAACAAAAUAAAAAUAUAUGUGUUAACCAACCGAAAUGAAGUGUAAUCUUGAACGAUAAAGAAGGAAUUUUAGAGCGUAGUCACAAUUGAUAUUUUGAAUGAAAGAGAAUAGUUUUUGAUCUGAACGCAGCUGGAAAUGGAAAGCAGAAAAGCACAAAGCAGAAAACAGAAAACAGAAAAUAUUUUCAAAACAUAAUACUUAUUACAUAAUACUCGUAUAAAUGUUAUUUAGUAAAUGAAUGUAAAUGUAUUACCAAUUACUCGUAACCAAUUGAAACAUUUAUCAGAAAGUUCUAGCUGGUAGCUCGUAGAUACAAAUACAAUUUUGCUGAGCACUUACAUAAGUAUUUCGCAAUGGAGCUUUGCAAAAAACAAGAAUUAAAUAUAUGAUUAAAAAGAAAUUAUAAUUAUUGUGUUAGAUGUCAUACAAAGCAGCUUUUUUAGGAGAUAAGUGCAAGCCUGGAUAAUUGUUGAAAAGUUUAGUUCAGCCAGAACUGUAACCACAAUUGAAUAUCAGCAACAUUGGAGGUUGCAUGCAAAUCGAGAGCGAACAAUUCAUUUAAUAACGUCAAAAAACUGUUAACGCAAAUAUCGUAUUGUUGGUGGCGGCUCUAUGGAAAAGUGGCCUUCAAUAGGCAUCAGGUGUUGUGCAUCAUUGAUUCGUCGCUGCUUUUUUUUUCAUCGAUAGAUAACCAAGUAUAGAGAAUGAGAGAGAGAGAAUGCACAAACCAGAAUGAACACACAGCGCCCCAAAAAGCAGCACUCAAUGCACACAACCAGAGCCACUGAUGCAAUUCAAUGCCACUUUUAUUUGUUACAUUACUCUCUGCACAAUUGCCGCCAUCGAUAUGAGUCCAAAAAAUACAUACAUAUAUAGUAGCUAUCAAAACCUCUAGUUUCCACAGCAGCCUGCUAAAUUGAUAACUGACAUCGAUUUGCAUGCAAAUUGUUGAACUCAAUUGUGGUUCUUUCUGUUUCUCGGCACAACAAAAUGCAAGUGAAAAAGUGCAGAUCCUAGAAUGAAAACUAAAGCUAAAUGAGGCGCUGAUUAAACUAUUUUUAUAAUUUCAUAUUUCUGUUAUGUGGUGAGACAACAAGUUAAAAAUUCUUUAACUAAUAUGCUAGGUCUAUAAUCAAAACAAUUUACCGUAACAUUUUAGUUAUGUGGUGAGAAAAUUUACUCUUGAAUUCCCAAACUAGGAUUCUAAUUAAAACCAUUCUUUGUACAAUAAACAUCAUUUCAACUUUAUUAAUUAUCUAGAAUUAUUUAGUUUCUAAAAAGUACUUUUCACUUUUGAAAUAACUAAAAAUAGUUAGCUUUAUUCCCAUCCAUGAGACGCGACACACAAAUGUGGAAAUUUGUUGCGCAGUUUAGCAGCGUAGUUGAUUAUGAUGACUUACCCAGAUGGAAGAAGAACUCGGCGCUGAUUGCGAGUUAAGGCUUUGCAAAUGAGUGACAAGAGCGCAAUGAGUGCAGCAUAUGAACAUGAACAUGAACAUGAACACGAACAUACACGAGACACUGUGAAGCCGGCAUAAAAGUUGUGUUCAUCACAUAGUUUUGUUUCAUUUAAUUUGCAUGCUGCAGUUUUAGUUGACAACAUUUUAAUUUGAAUAAUUCGCUUGACGAGUUCAUUAGAAAAUAAUUAUGUUCUUGAACACAUACACACACACAGAGUCACACACACACUCCUGUAAAUGUCCGCACUUGUUAAAUGUUAAACAAUAUUAAACAAACACACACACACAUUUGAUGGCAACUUUAAUAAAAAUAUCAUAAAUUAAAUUUAUAAAAGGCAACGUUAAGUACACAUAUUGAAUAUUUAUGCAAUUCAUUAUUAUUACAAUUGCACGCAUUAUUGACAAAUUACUUUUAAUUUCAACAAUUAGCAAACAAUUUGCACAACUGCACAUUUAUGUGAUAAUUAAAAACGAAACGAAAAAUACAAUUUUUUAUUACAUAUAUAUAUAUACAUAGAUACGUAUAUAUAUGUAAAUAUAUUGCACCACAAUUGCACUUACCAAACAACAAAAUUAAAAAUAUCGAAAAAAAACAAAACGAAACGAAACCAACAAAAAAAAAGCACUCUGAACUCUGAAUUUAGUAAUUAAUUAAUAGAUAAACUCUACGUUUAAUUUGUUUAGUUUGUGUUGAACAAAGCACAAUUUCCACAAUUUGCACAAAUUAGCACAAAACUAGCAAACAAAAAACAAGAAGGAAAAAGAGAUGCAACUGCUAAUUAAACAUAUUUAUUGGGGGCUCAUUCAACGCGACCGUCCAGAGUUUUGUGCAAAGCAGAAAGUCUUCCACCAGCACCAACAAACACAGUUUACAAGCAGUUGAUAUAAAGUGGAAACAACUGAGACUGUGCAAAAGUGAACGAACACAGAGAGAGCGCACACUUUGGACGCCAGCUGAGAACCCAGAAACGGAAAAUUCUUGAAGAAAUCAAAAUAUUUUCGAGCUAUAAAAUAAGUAGUCACAAGUACCUUAAAGCAAAAGAAUCGUUGUAUGAGUGUGUGUACUCAUAGAUAUCUUCGAGUAUGCACCGAGAGGGGGAGAUGGCAAAGCGUAGCUACAAACAAAUAGACCCUGCACUAACACUAACUGCAACUGCAACUACAACUACAGCUACAACUACAACAACAGCAACAGCUACACUAUCCUGUAUCCUGUCAUACACAAGCAGCUUGAAAGCAAUCCGUCCUGAAACUGAAACUUUUGAGCAGACAAAUUCUUCAAUCAAAUACAACUCGGUUUGAGCAAAUUCGAUGACAACUACUUAGUAGAGAACGACUAUUUAGAACCCUCACACACACCAAUACAUAACGCGCACACGCACACAUCCAAACCAAAACAAAACAAAACAAAACAAAAAGAAAUGCACUUAUAAUGUAAAUGUUGUGAUUUAAAUGCACCGCCUCAAAGUAUGCACCAAGAAAUUUUUGAAAAAUGUAUUUUUGCACAAUUUUUAAAAUCGCACGAACCAAAAAUUAUUGAUGAAAAUUAAAACAAAAUACUAAUGUAAUCGAAAUUGUAUUGUAUUUCAAUUGUAUAGCAAUUAAAUUGAAGAAGCCCCUUAACAAUUAACAAACCAAAUAUAUUUAUAAAUAUACGCGAAAGUUAUUAAUAUUUAUUCAAAUUAUAUUACAAUUAAAUGGUCAACAUGAAGAGAGAUUUUUGUAUUCAGUUUUAAUUUUGUGUCUUUUAACUUUUCAACAAACUCGAGAAAAGUCUGCAAACAAAAUAAUGAAAACCAAAAAAAAAACAACAAAAAACAAAAAACGAGAAAAUUAGCCGAAACCUUCAAUUGAUGCAGCUAAUUGGCCCAGGGUCAGUGCUCUGUAAAUACAAAUACCAAAUACUUGUACUUACUUGAAAGGAAUGCUAUGUAAAUAAGCCACGAAGUAAAUCGAAAAACAAAAUAACAAAA